Humulus lupulus (European hop) is the source of this 522-nucleotide messenger RNA. RefSeq names its product secreted RxLR effector protein 161-like. The transcript has a single exon. Lineage: Eukaryota; Viridiplantae; Streptophyta; Magnoliopsida; Rosales; Cannabaceae. The coding region runs from base 1 to 522 and encodes 173 amino acids. The record is from RefSeq and is a predicted model, not a curated record.
AUGUUAGAAAAAUUUGGUUUCACUCAAGUCAAACAUGCACGCACUCCUAUAGGCACCACCUCUAAACUGAAUAAAGAUGAAUCUGGUGACCCGGUAGAUCCAACCCUGUACCGUAGCAUGAUAGGAAGCCUGCUGUAUCUCACAGCUAGUCGUCCUGACAUUUCCUUUAGUGUUGGUCUAUGUGCUCGUUAUCAAGCCAAUCCUAAACAGUCUCAUCUUACUGCUGUCAAACGUAUUUUUAAAUAUCUUGCAGAGACUAUCGAAUUUGGUUUAUGGUAUUCAUGUGAUACAAAUAUGUCCCUGGUGGGGUAUAGUGAUUCUGAUUGGGCAGGAUCUCUAGAUGAUAGGAAAAGUACUUAUGGGGGUUGUUUCUAUAUAGGGAACAAUUUGGUCUCUUGGUUUAGCAAGAAACAACAUUCUAUUUCACUCUCCACUUGUGAGGCAGAGUACAUUGCGGCUGGCACCUGUUGUACUCAGCUCAUCUGGCUCAAUAAGAUGCUCACUGAUUAUGGCCAUCCCUAA